AUGGCUCUUACUGGCAAGAUUCCUUGUGAAUUUGGAAACCUCUCAUUUCUUGUUUCUCUUGACUUGGGAAGCAACAAUUUCCAUGGAAAUUUUCCUCAUGAAAUGGCACGCUUACGUCGGCUUAAGUUUCUUGAUUUAAGUUUCAACAACUUCGGAGGGGCGAUUCCUUGUUGUUUUGGGUUUUUACACCAACUUCAAGUUAUUAAUAUUAGAAAUAAUAGUUUCACUGGUUCCAUCCCUUCUACAUUUUCUAAUGUGUCCACACUUGAGAUUUUGAAUCUGAAUUUAAAUUCAAUUGAGGGACAAAUACAAAAAGUGAUUGGAAGUCUUAUAAACCUUGGAGAAUUAAGGUUGCGAGGUAACAAGCUCAUAGCUUCUAUUCCUCUGUCACUCUCAAAUGCCUCGAGGUUGGAGACUUUAGAUAUAUCUUUUAAUUCACUUCAAGGGAAUAUUCCAGAAGGGAUCGGCAAUCUUCACAACAUGAAGUUGUUGGGCAUACAAGCUAAUCAACUUACGGGGUCUAUACCAUUCACAAUUUUCAAUAUCUCAAGAAUCGAAGUCAUUGCAUUUACAUGCAAUAGCUUAUCGGAUAUCUUCCCAAUGGUUUAUGCAAUGCUUCAUGGUCAUAUGCCGACGAGCUUGUCAAAUUGCUCACAACUUCAACUACUAGGUUUAUCGGAAAAUGAGUUUGAUGGACCAAUACAUAGUGAAAUUGGAAGAUUUAGUAACUUGCAGCAAUUGUUUCUCGGAACUGACCAUUUCACAGCAAUUGGCAACUUGAGAAACCUUCAGCGCUUCGACUUGAGUAACAACAAACUUACAGGAUUUGUUGGUGAUCAUAUAUGUAAAUUGCAGCAUCUGGGUUCUUUACCUCCAGAAAUUGGAAAUCUAAUGGCUGUAACAAAGAUAAAGGGUAAAAGAGCUCCUCAACAAGCUGAUUCAUUGUCUGCAAUAGCAAGAGAAAGAAUUUCAUACUAUGAAUUGAUACAAGCAACUGAUGCGCUUAGCGAGAGUAAUCUGAUUGGUUCUGGAAGUUUUGGCUCUGUUUACAAAGGUGUUCUCAGAAGUGGAACUGCCAUUGUAGUUAAAGUGUUCAAUCUGCAACUAGAUGCAGCAUUCAAGAGCUUUGAUACGGAAUGUGAAGUUCUGCGCAGCCUUCGCAAUAGGAAUCUCGUAAAAGUCAUUACUAGCUGUUCCAACCUUGAUUUUAAGGCUUUAGUGCUCGAAUAUAUGCCUAAUGGGAGCCUUGAGAAGUAUUUGUAUUCGCACAACUACUUCUUAGACAUCAUGCAAAGGCUAAGCAUAAUGAUAGAUGUGGCAUGUGCAUUGGAAUAUCUGCACCAUGGUUGCUCGUCGCCUGUGAUUCACUAUGAUCUGAAGCCGAGUAAUGUCUUGCUGGAUGUGGAUAUGGUUGCCCACCUAAGCGACUUUGGUACCCCAAAACUGCUUGGUGACGAUGAAAGUGAAUUAUACACUAAAACCAUAGCAUCAUUGGGUUAUAUUGCGCCAGGUGCGUCUCUUGAUUUUGCUUUGAACAUUUCUUUUCCCUUUCUUUUUCCACCAAGUUAUCAUGUUACAUCUUUAAAUAAUUGUUUGAUUCUAGAGAGAAAGCCUAGUGAGUUUGCGGAAGAUCUUAGCUUGAAACAAUGGGUGAGUUAUUCACUUCCUGAUGCAGUAAUAGAUGUUGCUGAUGCCAACUUGGUUCCACCAACAGAUAAUCACGUCAUGAAGAAGUUGGAUUGUGUGGCAUCAAUCAUUAAAGUAGCACUAGAUUGCUGUGCUGAGUCUCCAGCAAGACAGACAAACAUGAAAGAUGUUGUAGGGAUGCUACAAAAGAUCAGAAUUCAACUUCUCGCAUGUUGA
Molecule: messenger RNA, 1863 nt
Organism: Capsicum annuum
Lineage: Eukaryota; Viridiplantae; Streptophyta; Magnoliopsida; Solanales; Solanaceae
Product: receptor kinase-like protein Xa21
Exons: 6
Coding region: 1-1863 (620 amino acids)
Biological process (GO): protein phosphorylation
Molecular function (GO): receptor serine/threonine kinase binding; ATP binding; protein kinase activity
Source: RefSeq, a predicted model, not a curated record